AUUAAGGAACUGACAAUUGGACGUAUUUAUGAACAGUGAUUAAUGAUUAGAUUGUUGAAUUUGGAAGUUGGAGAUGUCUACCCAGUAUGAAACAUCUGACCCCAAACCUCCUUCUGGAUCAGGGUCUUGCUUGUAUGAUCUCUUAUGUUCAGACACAACACCUUGGGAACGACCAAGUGAUGCAGAGAGUACAUGGUUCCUCAGAAAAGAAUGGAGAUCCUUUGGUGCACGAGCAAGGCUGGAGAGAAUGUUGGAAGAGUCCGGGAAUCGUGUUUGUGCAGAUUGUGGAUCCCCGGAUCCUAAAUGGGUAUCUUUAAGUCUUGGAGUUUUUAUUUGUAUCAAAUGCUCUGGUGUUCAUAGAAGCCUUGGAUCACAUAUAUCGAAGGUUUAUUCAGUGAAGCUAGAUGAAUGGACGGAUGACCAAGUUGAUUCUCUGGUAAAUUUGGGUGGCAAUAAUGUAGUAAACAAUAAGUAUGAAGCUGCCCUUCCUGAUAACCUUAAAAAACCCGGACCGGAUUCCUCCAUUGAAGAGCGCUCCGAUUUCAUUAGGAGAAAAUAUCAGAUGCUGCAAUUUUUGGAAGGCCAUGAAGAAACGGCCUGCUGCCAUCAGCCGCAACAUCCGACUUCUUCGUUGACAUUACAUAUUACUCCCAACCACCAUUGUAGUGAUAAAAAAGUUAGUGAGAAACAUGGCAAACAUCGGCACAAAUUUAGAAACAGCUGGGUAAGAAAUAGUGAUCCGCAGAAGAUGACUAAGAAGAUCAACUCAUUGGCAGGUAUGGUUGAAUUUGUUGGUCUGAUUAAAGUGAAUGUGGUUAAAGGCACCAAUCUAGCUGUCCGAGACAUGGUCUCUAGUGAUCCGUAUGUCAUUCUUGCUUUGGGUCAACAAUCGGUAAAGACUCGUGUCAUAAAGAACAACCUAAAUCCGGUCUGGAAUGAAAGCCUAAUGUUGUCAAUUCCAGAAAAUGUUCCUCCUUUGAAAGUGUUUGUGUAUGAUAAAGAUACUUUCAAGAAUGACGAUUUUAUGGGGGAUGCCGAGAUUGACAUUCAACCACUUCUUGCGGCAGCAAAAGCCUAUGAAAAGUCCGAGAUUAGUGAAUCAAUGCAGCUCAGAAAAUGGGUGGCAGACCACGACAACCACCUGAUAAAAGAUGGUGUCAUAACCUUAACAGAUGGGAAAGUGAAACAGGAGAUCUCUUGUAGCCUACAACAUGUUGAGAGAGGAAUGUUAGAGAUUGAACUCGAAUGUGUCCUCCUUACGCAAUAGUGGUCGUAAAUAUUCAGGUAACAUAUCGAGACGUCAAAACUUGACUCAUUCAACUUCGAUUAGAUAAUGUGAUUUAGGAAACA
This is a messenger RNA of Hibiscus syriacus, 1350 nucleotides long. RefSeq names its product probable ADP-ribosylation factor GTPase-activating protein AGD11. The record is from RefSeq and is a predicted model, not a curated record. Gene Ontology annotation, molecular function: GTPase activator activity; phospholipid binding. The transcript is spliced from 9 exons. Bases 74 to 1267 code for a protein of 397 amino acids. Lineage: Eukaryota; Viridiplantae; Streptophyta; Magnoliopsida; Malvales; Malvaceae.